ACGUGCUGGCUCGUUUUGCGGCAGGUCGCUCUCUGAAGUUCAGAAGUCACCAUAACAACACAUGAGCAUGACAUUUUCCAGUGAGUUAUGAAUAAAGUUAUGAUUAUAGACGAUCACAACACAGAAUCUUAGCAGGGGAAAGCACAGAAAAUGGCCAGUACCAUGGUGGCCGUGGGCAUUACCCUGGCAGCAGCAGGGUUUGCAGGUCGCUAUGCAAUGCAAGCCAUGAAACAUAUGGAGCCGCAAAUGAAGCAAGCUCUGGAGGCAUCCAGAUCUGCAUUUGGCAGCGGAUACUACAGAGGUGGUUUUGAACCAAAGAUGAACAGGAGAGAAGCUUCCCUUAUUCUUGGUGUCAGUCCUACCGCUAACAAAAACAAGAUCAGAGAGGCACACAGAAAAUUGAUGAUUCUAAACCAUCCUGACCGAGGUGGAUCCCCAUAUCUGGCGGCAAAAAUCAAUGAGGCUAAAGAUUUACUUGACGGACAAUUGAAGAAAUAAAUCUUCAUCAAAUGUUUGAACGAGCCCUGUCUGAUGCACUUGAAUUCUUACAUGAUCAUUAAACAUGUUGUCAUCUAGAUCUGAUCUCUGUUGUAUGAAAACGAAUCAAUUUACACCACAGCUGAAUGUGGCAGAAUUCAUUAUUCAGAUAAUUCAGAUUCAUUACCUUUUAAAUGUUGCAAAAUCUGCAUGAGGAAUCUUUUGCCCUCAUGCAAAAUUCCCAACCACAUGGUUGAAAUGUUUGGAUUUCACCCAUUCAAAUUCACCAAAUAAUGUAAAAAGUUACCACACCUUUACAUAAAGGAAAGCUGAAAGAUUCAGAAGCCUUGUUUGGACAGGAAAGAGCAAAACAACUGAUACACUAACUUUGAAAGGUUGGCUGGAAGAUCAAAUGUUUAUUUAUGAACUACCUGCAUACAAAACAUAUUGCACAUCAAACAACCAGAAUGAUCUUUAAAAAAAAAAAAAAAAAAAAAAAAAAAAAAAUUGACUAACGAACGUAGUUUACAGAACAGAACAUCUGGAAAUUGAUCUUUCAGUAGCCCAAAUUUGUAAUCUGCGUGCUAAGAAGUUCAGGCAGUUUAGUGUUAAAAACCACUGCGUUGUUAACUUUAAAUACUGUACAUUUUAAAAUAAAUAAACCAAAAAAAAAAAAAAAA
Cyprinus carpio (common carp) is the source of this 1157-nucleotide messenger RNA. Its product is annotated as DnaJ (Hsp40) homolog, subfamily C, member 19. Lineage: Eukaryota; Metazoa; Chordata; Actinopteri; Cypriniformes; Cyprinidae. Gene Ontology annotation, molecular function: ATPase activator activity. Gene Ontology annotation, cellular component: PAM complex, Tim23 associated import motor. Gene Ontology annotation, biological process: protein import into mitochondrial matrix. The record is from RefSeq and is a predicted model, not a curated record.